CAAGCUCAGUACAAACGGGUACAAACCCAGUACAAAGGAUCAAAUGAGUUUAUUUUGCGAAAAACCAUCACCUGGUGGCUAUCUACAUGCGAAUGGCUUGGCAAGAGUCAAAAUACAUAUAUGAAUGGCGUGAUGUGUAAUUAUGGAGCAGAGUUGGCUCGACCUCGAGAUUUUUAAACAAUUGAUCUCUGCAUAUUUUUAGUUUCUGUCUUCUGCAUCGCGAGUUUACUUCCGAAACGAAAAAAAUCUUUUCUUUUAAUUUACUUCAAGAGCAGUUUGGAGUGAAGGAUUCGCUGUGAUUUGGAAAAUUGCAAUAUCUCAAUAGGGAAUGAUUCAAUUUGUUAAUAGGAGUGGUGCAUAACUCAUUAUGUCAACUGUGUCCAGUGUCUUUUGUGAUGAUUGAGUAAAAAUGAAACCCAAAAUGCCGCCUUUCAGGAGAAAAAAAUCUGGCAAAUCAUUCCCGGUUAAAGUUUGCACUUUGGAUGCUGAAUUGGAAUUUAAUCUUGAGUGGAGAGCAACAGGACGAGAUCUAUUCGAUUUGGUCUGUCGAACAAUUGGACUCAGGGAGACUUGGUAUUUUGGACUGCAGUACGAAGAUGCCAAGGGGUUCAUAUCUUGGCUGAAACUUGAUAAAAAGGUUCAAGACCAGGGAAUUUCCCAGCAACCAACUACUCCCUUCAUGUUCCUCGCGAAAUUUUAUCCAGAAGACGUGGCUGAAGAACUAGUCCAGGAAGUGACGCAACACUUGUUUUUCCUUCAAGUGAAACAAGCCAUUUUGUCAAUGGAUAUUUACUGUCCACCAGAGGCUUCAGUUUUACUAGCUUCCUACGCUGUUCAAGCAAAGUAUGGAGACUACGAUGAGGUCUCCUAUCGACCUGGAAUGCUGGCGAGUGAGGAUUUACUGCCCCAGAGAGUCAUUGACCAGUAUCAGAUGACUCCUGAGAUGUGGGAGGAUCGUAUAAAAAUUUGGUACGCUGACCACCGCGGAAUGUCCAGGGAUGAGGCUGAAAUGGAGUAUCUCAAGAUCGCUCAGGAUCUUGACAUGUAUGGAGUCAAUUAUUUUCCAAUUAGCAAUAAGAAAGAAACUGAUCUCUGGCUGGGCGUCACUGCGUUGGGCCUGAACAUCUAUGAGAAGGAGAACAAGUUGGCGCCAAAGACAACAUUCACAUGGUCGGAGAUACGUCACAUUAGUUUUGAUGACAAAAAAUUUGUUAUUAAACCGGUGGACAAAUCAUCGCCCAAUUUUGUAUUCUUCUCCCUGAAAGUGCGGAUGAAUAAACUGGUAAAAAAACAAUCUGAUGUUGGAAGAUGGGUGAUGGGAUUGGUAGCUAUAGGGUUGAAAGACCAUGACAAUGAAAAAGCUGCACAAUUGUUAUUUGUUAAGAUUCUGGACCUGUGCAUUGGGAACCAUGAUUUAUUUAUGAGGAGGAGGAAACCGGAUUCCAUGGAGGUCCAGCAGAUGAAAGCACAAGCCAAAGAGGAAAAAUCGAGGAGGCAAAUAGAGAGGAAUAAAUUGGCGAGGGAGAAGCAGUUGCGUGAGGCUGCAGAGAGGGAAAAAGCUGCCAUGGAGCAGCGUCUCCUGCAGUAUCAAGAAGAAAUUCGUCUUGCGAAUGAAGCUCUCAGGAGAUCGGAAGAAACUGCAGACCUCCUUGCAGAGAAGAGUCGCGUAGCGGAGGAGGAGGCCAUGCUGCUCAGCCAGAAAGCCUCGGAAGCAGAACAAGAAAUCACUCGAAUAAGACUAAACAAUAUGAAAACUGAAGAGGAGAAAGUACAUUUGGAGAGGAAAACGAGGGAAGCUGAAUUACUGACUGAGAGAUUGGUGCAGGAGUCUGAGAGGCGUGCAGCUGAGGCGGAAAAGCUCAAGGAUGAGCUUCUCAGGGCGAGAAUCGCCGAAAAAGAGGCAAAGGAGAAAUUACUAGAGUUCCUUAGCAGAAAUGCAUACACAGCUGCAAUAACGCCGGUGCCAAAUCUGUUCCCCUCAACCCAAGUGCUUCCCUCAGACCUCCAGGCAGAUCUCCAGACCCUUCAACUAGACGCAGACCCUCUCCCCUCUGAUCUCACGUCGUAUGAUUUAAUCGCUGAUGGUGACGUCGAUCAGUUGUCCCUCGAGAUCGAGAAAGAACGUGUGGAUUAUUGGGAGAAGAGCAAACACCUCCAGGAGCAGCUGAGGGAGUUGCGUUCGGAGAUCGAAGUAAUGAAAGUGGGGGAGAAACAGUGUGAAUUGGACCAACUGCAUGAUGAGCAAGUCAGAAUGGGUGAAAAUAAAUACAGUACAUUGAAAAAAGUCAAAUCAGGAUCGACUAAAGCCAGAGUUGCCUUCUUCGAGGAGCUCUAGGCUUUUGUACAAUCGUUAACAUUUUCUCAUCAACUAUUUUCGUAAAUAUCGUGUACAUACUGCAGACCCGAUGGCUCAAAAAGAAUUAUAGAGGUGCUUAUCACAAUCUUUCGUUCGUUGAAUUAACAAUUUAUUUCCAUUUAUCUCUUUCGUUGUUUAAUGGUGAAUUUUUUGUGUAUAAAAUCAGCUAGUAAAAUUGACAGACCUUAAUGCUCGACAUCAGACAUUACGUGUAAUUAAUCAUCAGUGUAAAUUAGCUUUAUGAGAUAGUUAUUUUAAUAAUUCGAAAUACUUUUGCCAUAUAGGACUUCCAUUGUGCACAGUAUUUACAGCGAAUGUCCUAGAGAAUAGAUUUAUUUUUUAUGAAAAUAUAGUGAAUGUUGAUUUUUCGAUCUUUCGUGUGAUCUAGUACGUAUCAAUUAUCCACGACAAAAAUGGCAAUUAUUAUUAAGUGCCUUAUUGACUGUAAGUGCUUGGAGACAAAAUGUGGGAAUACUGACGAUGAAAAUUCGUGUUCGCACAAAUACAUUUCGCACAAUUUAUGAAAAAACAAAUAUGUACUGAAAUACUUGUUUAAAAUAAAACGUAUUAUUUUGAUAGUAUA
Messenger RNA from Diachasmimorpha longicaudata, 2939 nucleotides. It is a transcript of the gene Mer, whose product is annotated as Merlin. The coding region runs from base 410 to 2335 and encodes 641 amino acids. Gene Ontology annotation, biological process: positive regulation of protein localization to early endosome; regulation of hippo signaling; positive regulation of early endosome to late endosome transport. The transcript is spliced from 8 exons. Lineage: Eukaryota; Metazoa; Arthropoda; Insecta; Hymenoptera; Braconidae. Gene Ontology annotation, cellular component: cytoskeleton; plasma membrane; filopodium. The record is from RefSeq and is a predicted model, not a curated record. Gene Ontology annotation, molecular function: actin binding; integrin binding.